Sphaeroforma arctica JP610 is the source of this 1247-nucleotide messenger RNA. RefSeq lists its product as hypothetical. The coding region runs from base 1 to 1035 and encodes 344 amino acids. NCBI's taxonomy places the organism in Eukaryota, Ichthyosporea, Ichthyophonida. The record is from RefSeq and is a predicted model, not a curated record. The transcript has a single exon.
AUGUCCACCUCCCACUCCCAGACGGACUCUGAGAUAUGCAUCGAACAGACGAACCAACACUGUAGUGAAAGAGUAUGGGCUGCAGCCUAUGUGCUUUACAACUAUCUAAUUUCCAAUAGAAGUGCCGAUGAUGCAUCCCAAGCAAAUAUAUCGUUACAAGAUAGACCAAUAUACCUAUAUACAGAAGCAGCUGUGAAUGUUUUGGAGUUAGGAGCAGGAACUGGGUGGCUGGCUUUACAAAUCCAUGAAGCCUGCCCAACAGUCAACUGGUGUGCUACUGAGUCGCCUCACUUUGGGGCGAUGGAGAGGUUAGAACAAAACAUUAACGAAAGAACUAUAAAAGGCGACCCCGUCAUAAAGAAACGCGAUUGUGAUGGAAUUGACGACCUCCCAACGCUCCAUCAGAACGUAGAUACAAACAAGCGGAGGAAAACCAACCUUACACACCCGAAAGAAUGUGAUAAACAUGGCAGCCCUGAAGUUAAACCGGGGAUCGUAUUGAAACGAGAUACGGAGUCAGGUACUUUACGAGCAGAAUCUUUGGAUUGGAUAGCUGCUAAAGAAUCGCCAUUAGUCACCGAGAAUUGGGAUUUAAUAGUAGGCAGUGAUCUCAUAUACAGCUCCGAAGGCGCGAGGCUACUAGUAGAGUGUCUGCAUGUCUUACUGUCUGCUCAAGAUACCAACUGUUUGUAUGCACAUACAUGUGGACGUUGGAAUGGACACGGAUUCGACCAGUUGUUGCACAGCGAACUACUUCGAGUCGGAUUGGACGCGAUCGCGGUCGGAGGGGAUACACUGAACGGAUCAAGCGAGAGUAAACAGCACGUAGUUGUAUUCGAGAUUCGAUUGAGAACGUCACAAAAUUGUUCGACUGCGGAAAGUAUCGAGGGUUCUAUUGAAGAUGGAGCACACCACGUUUUGCUACGAGCGGCCCGUUUAGAAAAGGAGGAGGCUGAACGCCUGGAAGCGACGAUGACAAACGAUGAAGUAAUGGAAAUGCAGGGGUUGCAGCAGUUGUUUGGAGGGUUGACGUAGAUAUGUAAGGACAUUCCAGAAUGUGGCUUCAGUUUGCCUACCCGCCUAAAAAAAGAGCAGUUAACUGUGUAGUGUGAAUCUUAGGUACUAAGCCAUCUUUGUAAUUACGAAGAUGCGUCGAUCUCAGCCUUGAAACUUUUAGAUCUCUAUACGACAAAUGGUUGGCCAGGUGCUGACGCUGAAGGCGCCUGAAGCACACCCGACGUAAAAAU